Molecule: messenger RNA, 1463 nt
Organism: Microcebus murinus (gray mouse lemur)
Lineage: Eukaryota; Metazoa; Chordata; Mammalia; Primates; Cheirogaleidae
Gene: MC3R
Product: melanocortin 3 receptor
Biological process (GO): G protein-coupled receptor signaling pathway
Cellular component (GO): membrane
Molecular function (GO): melanocortin receptor activity
Source: RefSeq, a predicted model, not a curated record
UCAUUGUUGGGAGAACAAAAUCUAAGCCUAGACUGCACACGCACCCAAAGGAAGUAUCCGGAGAGAGACCUCGCUUUUCCUGCAAGCAGCAGCAGCUUCUGCGGACCUGCCAGAGCCCCGGCUGGGACCAGCCUCUGCCAGCAAUGAACGCCUCGUGCUGCCUGCCCCCCGCGCAGCCCACGCUGCCCAACAGCUCGGGGCACCCCGGAGCGCCUCCCCUCAGCAACCAGAGCAGCAGCGCGUUCUGCGAGCAGGUCUUCAUCCAGCCCGAGGUCUUCCUGGCGCUGGGCAUCAUCAGCCUGCUGGAAAACGUCCUGGUCAUCCUGGCCGUGGUCAGGAACGGCAACCUGCACUCGCCCAUGUACUUCUUCCUCUGCAGCCUGGCGGUGGCCGACAUGCUGGUGAGUGUGUCCAACGCCCUGGAGACCAUCAUGAUCGCCGUGGUCCACAGCGACUACCUGAGCCUGGAGGACCAGUUCAUCCAGCACAUGGACAACGUCUUCGACUCCAUGAUCUGCAUCUCCCUGGUGGCCUCCAUCUGCAACCUCUUGGCCAUCGCCGUGGACAGGUACAUCACCAUCUCCUACGCGCUGCGCUACCACAGCAUCAUGACGGUGAGGAAGGCCCUCGCCCUCAUCGCGGCCAUCUGGGUCUGCUGCGGCGUCUGCGGCGUGGUGUUCAUCGUCUACUCCGAGAGCAAGACGGUCAUCGUGUGCCUCAUCACCAUGUUCUUCGCCAUGCUGCUGCUCAUGGGCACACUCCACGUGCACAUGUUCCUCUUCGCGCGGCUGCACGUCCAGCGCAUCGCCGCGCUGCCACCGGCCGAGGGCGUGGCCCCGCAGCAGCACUCGUGCGUGAAGGGGGCCGUCACCAUCACCAUCCUGCUGGGCGUGUUCGUUUGCUGCUGGGCCCCCUUCUUCCUGCACCUGGUCCUCAUCAUCGCCUGCCCCACCAACCCCCACUGCAUCUGCUACACCGCGCACUUCAACGCCUACCUGGUCCUCAUCAUGUGCAACUCGGUCAUCGACCCCCUCAUCUACGCCUUCCGGAGCCCGGAGCUGCGCAGCACCUUCAAGGAGAUUCUCUGCGGCUGCAGCGGCAUGAACCUGGGGUAGGUAGGGCACCAGGGCCCGCGCAGGGCCUGACCCGUCCGGUUGCUUUUGACCUUCCAUCCAGCCAAGAUGUUUAAAAAGAAAAAGAAAAAAAGAAAAAAAAAAGACACUUGGAAGACAUAACAACGUGUUAACAUAACAGCCUCCCUGAAAGGAUCCCAAGGUGAGUAAGUCUCAAACUCCCAUUUCCCAAACAGUCACCGGGGGAAACCAGUGGCGGCUGCCCUGGGUGCUGCCUGCGCUCUUUCCCACACCCCCAGGGGCGGCCCACCUGCCUGCUCACUGCCUCCUGUCCCCGGCAGAAGGAUUCUCUCCAACAGGAAGGCUGGUUCCGAUCUCUCCCAAGCAAAC